This is a messenger RNA of Camelus dromedarius (Arabian camel), 757 nucleotides long. RefSeq names its product vesicle associated membrane protein 5 (gene VAMP5). The transcript is spliced from 4 exons. Gene Ontology annotation, cellular component: plasma membrane. Gene Ontology annotation, biological process: Golgi to plasma membrane protein transport. The record is from RefSeq and is a predicted model, not a curated record. Bases 227 to 520 code for a protein of 97 amino acids. Lineage: Eukaryota; Metazoa; Chordata; Mammalia; Artiodactyla; Camelidae.
GGCAGAGGAGCCGGAGCGGGCGAGGAGGCGGCAGCGGCGAUGGUUUUUGUGUUGGACUAUUUGAAUGUGAGGAGGGCUUGGACUGUUUGAAUGUGAGAGACUCCAAAUAAUGAAGACUUGUUGAGGAAUAUAGCAGCCAUGAUAGUAGUGAUGACGGUUGACUCAGGAAAAGGCAGGGAAAGAGCUGGAGCAGUGCCAGCGGCAGGCAGAUGAGGUGACAGAAAUCAUGCUCAACAACUUCGGCAAGGUCCUGGAGCGUGACGGGAAGCUGGCGGAGCUGGAAAAACGUUCAGACCAACUCCUAGAUAUGAGCUCAGCCUUCAGCAAGACAACCAAGACUAUGGCCCGGAAGAAGCGCUGGGAGAACAUCCGUUGCCGGAUCUACUUGGGGGCGAUCGUGGGCGGCAGCCUGGUCAUUAUACUGAUCGUGCUGCUGGCCGUCUUUCUCUCACUGAGCAGCAAGAACAGUGGUGCCUCACAGGCCCAGGGCGCAGGUGCUUCCUCAGGGCCUGGGGACUGACCCAGCUGGGCCUGAAAAAAAGGCCCAAUGCCCACACUGGCUGGUUUUGGUCUUCAGAAAACCCUGGCAUUUGCUCCCAUCUGAGCCACCGCAGUGGGCCCAGAAAGGCAGCCCCAAUUUGUGCACCUUUGUUAUCUCCUAUCACACCACAGACUGGCCCUUGAGGGCAGCUUGCUACACCGGCCAUGCCAGACCAGCCCCAUCUGGAGCUUAGUAAAAGCUGCUGUUUGGUUAAAA